UAAUUUUUCAGUUUGAGCGCAGCACUAGCCGGUGACGGGCGAAGCGAUAGUAACACGUAGUAACCAAAAUCCCAGCCAGCCAUCCGAGAGUCCUGGCGUGGGCGGACACAACCGUUACAAAACCGUUUUUGCAAGUGCAAUUUUGAAGCUGUUUGAGGCCCAGAAAUAUGGAUAGAAUGAGAGAGAGAACAACUGAAGGAAGUGAAAAUGAAAAAUAAUGAACUUUUCUGAUUGCUGUGCAAAAAAAAACCAGAGACACCACACAGUCGGAUACGGACGGGACACGCACACGUUGUCCCUUUUUUUUUUUUGAUUCCUGGUCGUCUGGCUUCCGUUAUACGAAAAUCAAUAAUUCCGUGCUGUAUAACUUACGGCGAAAGGUGCGCGCUCGCAUCGGAUUCGCGUGGCGUUCGGCUCUUCCCGUUACUGCAGUCGGGUCGCCAUCCCAGUCGCAGUCUCCUCCGGUGGGGGUGGGUGGCGGGUGUUACAACAAAAAUCGUACAACCCAGAGUCCGCGUGGUGGAGGCGGAACGUGAUUGAAAUAUUUGCACAAAAAGGAAACGGCGCUUACACUUUACACGCGCCAAGCGCCCCACACACAGCGUAGGCGGCAAACGAGAGAAAAAGAAACAGCAAGAACAAGAGAGAGAGUGGGGAUAAUUGGAGCUCGUACUUUGGCAGAGAGAGUGUAGCAGUAGCUUCGUAGAAAGAGAGCUGGAGCUCGUGCUUGACAGAAGAGAGAGAUUGAGCGAGCGGCUCUCUGUCGUUCGCGUGAAUCAGGAAGCAGCAGACCAAAUACAUUCUGCUCAUGUGUUGGGGGCACAGUGACCAGUUGGAGCAGCAGGGUGGGACGGACGGGGCAUAGAAACAGCGUGUAAAGCGUAACGGGGCAAAAAAGUAGUAGUAUGUAGUAAUAGUAGAAGAGAAGCAGAGAAGAAAACAACAAAACACCGUUGACGUCGACGUCGACAGUGACUGUGACUGCGACUGCAACGUAGUCGUAGUAAGUUUUUCCGCCGUAUUUCUGGGGGUGUGUAUGUGUGUGUGCGUGAGCGUGUCGGUGUGCGUGUGUGGAAUGUAUAAUAUAUACCAUAUAAAGCACAUAGCGAGGAAUCAUGAUAAAGUUUGUCAGGCAGAAAAAUCGCGAGAAUCCAUUAAAGGCAUCGAAAAAUUUUCUUCGUAAAAAGCGUGAAUCGAAUGACUCUGGCACCGAAUCGGAUGGUGAACUCCUCGAUGUGGAAAAACAACGUCACUUAGACGUGGAUAUGGAAACUACUGUCGCUGGCCAAAAACCAAUUUCUCCUGCAAUGAUGUGUCACCACCAGACAUCGUCAUCCUGCGCCCAUCUCAUGUACGAUCAGCACAGCUCCGAGGAGGAAUUGGAGGUGAUCAAUGGGCCAUCGACGGUGGCAGGCCAUAGCACCACGACCGUGACGGGCGCUACGUGUGCCUCGCGACUCUCCAAUCGUGGGUGCACCUCCUCCCUCGACACGGAGGCGCCCUACGAGGAACGGGCCACCACAUCCAAUUCGAAGCGUUCCAGCUCAACGCUGAUGGUGGAGAACCGCAAACGGUCCCUGGCCCAUAGCUCCGACGAUGAGUUACGCAAUUCGCUGGAGCCGAUAUUGACGCCCGUGAAUUUUCGCACAUCGCCGCCAUUGGAGGCAUUCAAGCCAAAUCGUAGCCAUAUGAUGUUCCGCUCCACAACGCCACUGAUAUUAUCGGAGGCCAGAUGUGGCAUCGAAAAUAUUAAAUUAUGUGAUAAUAGUGUAAACGAGGAGAAUGGCGACAACGGCGGCGGCGGCGCCAGCGGCGGUGGCAAUGGCAACCAUAGUAAAUGCCCAAAGCUGGGCGGAGCUGUGGGUGGUGGCAACGAGAACGAGCCCAGUGUGAUCAAGGCGUGCAGCAGCUCCCUGAAGAUGAGCAACAGCAGCCACCACAUCUAUCAGCCGCAGCCCAAGUAUAGUUUCCACUACAACAGCUCGCGGAGUAGUCCGGCCAGCACCACCGGCCUGGAUAUGGAGGUGCGUUCGGUUAGCCCGCCCGCGAAACUGUUCCAUUGCGCCAUCUCGCCCAGGCGUCGUCCUAGUAAUAAUUCGGGUGGUGGUUCGGCUGCAGCAGCAGGCACAACAGCCCCAACCACGUCAUCAUCGACAGGAGCAGCAGGAGGCACAUCAUCAUCAUCCACAGCAGCUACAACAACACACAAUGCUGCCAAUGCCGCAAGCGCUGCCGCUGCCACCCAGAGACUGCAGCGACCGCAUCGGCCGUGUUUAGAUUUUGAUAAGAUGCAGCAGGUGAGCCUCUAAUGCAGAGCGCGCUAACAGCGAAGCAAAGGAUCGAAUGGGAUGGGGAAAGGAAAAGGCAAAUCAAAGACUUUUUAUACGAAACAACAACCACAGCUACAGCUACAUCUACAACAAGAACACAAACUGCAAAUAGAGACAGCAACUGUACCUACCGGUUAAGCGCGGCCCAGCUGAUGCUUGGCAGCACUGGCCGCACAAUUAGGAGCGUCCUCUACACGAUCGUACAUCGCGUCUUCAGGCAACAAAAAAAAAAAACAGAAAAGAAAACAGCAACAGAAAGAGAAACCAGCAACACA
Messenger RNA from Drosophila obscura, 2605 nucleotides. RefSeq lists its product as uncharacterized. NCBI's taxonomy places the organism in Eukaryota, Metazoa, Arthropoda, Insecta, Diptera, Drosophilidae. Bases 1116 to 2309 code for a protein of 397 amino acids. The record is from RefSeq and is a predicted model, not a curated record. The transcript has 4 exons.